Molecule: messenger RNA, 879 nt
Organism: Striga asiatica
Lineage: Eukaryota; Viridiplantae; Streptophyta; Magnoliopsida; Lamiales; Orobanchaceae
Source: the annotation of a GenBank genome assembly
UUUUCUGGGUUUUCAUUUCUUAAGGAUCAAUCUUUUACAUUCGAUUAAGGACACAAACAUGUGAAAAAAAACAUAAGAAAUCAUCGCAUUGUCGAAUUUCCUGAUUUUCAGAGCAUUUGGAGGAUUUUGAUUUGGAUAAACAGUAAACAGCACGAAAAAAAAAUGUCGAAUCUAUACGGUGGGGAUUUUAAUCAGAAGAUCGAUUACGUGUUUAAAGUUGUCCUAAUUGGAGACUCGGCUGUCGGGAAAUCCCAGCUGCUCGCCAGGUUCGCUAGGAACGAAUUCAGCCUAGAAUCUAAGGCCACGAUUGGGGUCGAAUUUCAGACCAAAACUCUCGUUAUCGAUCACAAGACGGUCAAGGCACAAAUUUGGGACACCGCUGGUCAAGAAAGGUAUAGGGCCGUGACGAGUGCAUACUACCGAGGCGCGGUUGGCGCCAUGUUAGUCUACGACAUGACCAAACGUCAGUCGUUCGACCACAUGGCUCGGUGGCUCGAGGAGCUCCGGGCCCACGCGGACAAAAACAUCGUCAUCAUGCUAAUCGGGAACAAAUGCGAUUUGGGGACAUUAAGGGCGGUCCCCACGGAGGACGCACAAGAAUUUGCAGAGCGAGAAAAUCUCUAUUUUAUGGAGACAUCUGCGCUUCAAGCGACGAACGUUGAGAGUGCGUUUAUGACUAUUUUGACCGAAAUUUAUCGGAUUGUGAGCAAGAAAACGCUAGCGACUAGCGAUGGGUCGGACUAUGCAAAGUCGGGAUCUUUGAAGGGUACGAAGAUAAUUGUCCCGGGUCAUGAUUCGGACAAUGCCAAGUCGGGUUGUUGCAUAGGUUCAUAGUUUUUGUGUGCUAAUUAAUCACAAUAUAUUGUAAUUAUAUUUCAG